AGGUGCCUCAGCUGUUGAAAUACGCCGACUCGUCGUUCCCCGAUACAUUCAAAAUGGAACCAGAGACUCGAUUGUUAUGGAUUGCGAUUACAGUUACAAUGAAAAUGACCUGAGGCUUGUGGUCAAGUGGUUCUUUGAAGAUAGCUUGGAACCUAUCUAUCAGUGGAUACCAGAACUAAAACUAAAGCAUACUUCAGAGUUUUUUAAGAACAGACUAGACUUGAACUACUCCGUAAAUACCAUGGAUGAUUAUUCUAGAUUUAGAGCAUUGAAGAUUUACAGACCUUCGACAGAACUUACCGGAAAAUAUACAUGCUUAGUCACAUCUCUUGCCGGACAAGACUCAAGAGAGCAAGUUAUGACGAUUUAUGUGCCGGCACACGAGUUUGAGCUCAAAUAUUCGGAAUCUCUAUCCGACACUGUCAACGUUUCCUGCGAAGUCUUCGGGGUGUUUCCGUUUCCUUUGCUGAAACUCUAUAUUAGUUCAUCUAGUGGAAGUGCGCCCAAAAUUGUGCCCGAUGUGGAAUAUCUGACUUUAAAGGAACCACAGGAACAACCUGGUUCCUACAAUGUUCUUUUACAAAGGACGUUUAAAGCUACCGAGAUAUCUUCGAAGAGUGCCACAGUAUUUGAAUGUAAAUUAGAACUUCCUGGAACAAACUAUGCACAGUCAAAAAGGAUUGCCUACUACCCUGGAAUUCAAGGGCUACGGAUAGGUGCGCCGUAUGAAUUGUCAUCAGUGUCACCUCAUGUUUUGAUCCCAGACUUUUUGAGUUUGUUAAUUGUAUCAGUACUUUUUAUUUUAUUUUAAAAACGUUAAAUGGAGACAACUGAGAAAAAAAGAAGAAAUUCAUUAUGCAUUUAUAAAUUUUGAGCUGUCUUCUUAUAUUUGGAGUGCUUUAAUUUUUAAAUAUUGGAAAUAGAAACAGCUUAAUUUAACUAUUAUUUUUAAAAUAAUGCAACAGAAAAAGGGAAUGAAUAAUUUUCAUUAAGCAUUUGUUUACUGCCUCUAAGUUUUUUUUUUCGUUCAACAGAAAUUAGUAACACAACUUCUAUAUCAAUAUGAGAGCAAGCAAAAAAAAUAUUAUAUUAAAUUUAACAGAAAAAGGUCUGUUUCAAACUUGAAAAAUUGAUAUAAUAUAUAAAUAAGCAAAUGAAUGAAUAAAUAACUACUUAAAUAAAGAUGAAAUAAAAUUAAGUACACAAAGUUAAACGGAAAAAAUGAACUCUCAAUUUUCAAAAUGACUAUCAGUUAUGUUACGUGCAUUUAUACAUAAAGAAAUAAAAUUUGUCUUUAGUAAUUCAUUUAUUUUUCCACUCAGUUGAAAAAUUAAAAAAAGUGCAUACAAUUAAUUUAUUGCUCUUUAAACAAACAAAUUAGCAUGCCCGAUUCAUAUAUGCAUUUUUUAAAAUAUUUUAGCGGUUUCUACCAUUUUCAAAUAAGUCAUGUAUAAGUUUCCUGGCAGAAAAGUAACUUAAAACUGCUUAUGAAACUCUUAAAUCUUAAAGUUAAUCAUAAUUAUCUUAUUUUUAUAUUAAUAAAAUAUUUACAUUAUUCAUUUAAUUUAAAAACAAUAUUUGAUAAACACGCAAAUGUUCACAUUGAAACUAAUUACAUUAUAACGUGAAAUUUAUUUAAGCAAGCUUCUUUAUUGAAUAAACUGAAUUGUAAGACGUUAUCAUUGGUUUUUGUUCAUAACAAUUAUUAAUAUCUGUUUAUAACAAUUUAAAUAUCUAAAUAAGCAAAAAUGAUUCAUUAAGUGUGACUUGUGUCUCUUAACUGCAAAAAGCAAUUUUUGAAAUUAUUUAGAAACAAAUUAAGUGAAAUAGAACAACACAAAAAUGAUCAAAUAAUGCUAAUUAUUGUUAUUAUAAAUAAUAUAUUCGUGUUCCUCUUUAAGUAAAAAUUUGCAGUUUUUUAAACUUUCUUUCCAUUUACUAUCUAACUAACUUGAGUGGCUAUAUUUCUUUCAUUUCUUUAGUUAAAAUAUUACUGUCUAUUUUUAUACACAAUGUCUUGAAUGUCAGUUUUGAAAGUGAUACAUAUCAGUCACUGUAAAUAACUCAUUUUAUUGUAUUAAAAAGUUUGUUGUGAUCAAUAAAAUGUAUUUUUCAAAUUAA
Parasteatoda tepidariorum (common house spider) is the source of this 2121-nucleotide messenger RNA. RefSeq lists its product as uncharacterized. The record is from RefSeq and is a predicted model, not a curated record. NCBI's taxonomy places the organism in Eukaryota, Metazoa, Arthropoda, Arachnida, Araneae, Theridiidae.